Molecule: messenger RNA, 2544 nt
Organism: Pelobates cultripes (western spadefoot toad)
Lineage: Eukaryota; Metazoa; Chordata; Amphibia; Anura; Pelobatidae
Source: the annotation of a GenBank genome assembly
AUGUGCACUGACCUUCUCCUGGCAUGUUUCAUUUGCCCAGCAAUUGUGAAUAUGGAACAGUAUGGGAUAAUUUCAAAUGCCCCAAUCAAUGAAGUAGCAAGGUUCAACCUGAUGCAGGUUGGCCAUCUCUUGCAGCAGAUGGCACUGACUGGAUUUGAGGAAGUAGAUGCACGCAAUAAAAGCAAUCUCAGUAAAUUUGAUAAAAGCUGCGUUGCUGCUUUUCUGGAUGUGGUAAUUGGUGGACGUGUGGUUGAAACCUCUCCUCUGUCUUCUGUAAAUCUGCUGGAAGUAUUAAGUCGCACAGUUGUCUAUUUGACCUACAGCCAGCUCUUCCGUCUAUUGUUAUUCUUGCAUAGUAUCAGCUCUAGUGACCAGUUACGGGAAGAGGAUCGGAUGGCUCUGGAAAACCUCUUGGCAACAGUGUCCCAAGCCAAACCAGGGAAGAGCAGUAAUCAUAAUAAUACCCCUUACAUCACUCCUCAGCUCUCCUCUGCAACCACACCAGCUUGUAAUAAAAAACGGCUACCUAUAGUUACUCGGAGCAGGAAAUAAAACCAGCCUUCUGGAUGCAGAUCAUGAAGGAUUCCAACAGUAAGUCGCCUCACAAGGACAACCCAAGGAGGUCCUGGUCAUCUCAUUAGGGACCGGUCCACAGCUGACUCCAGGCAUGAUGUUAGAAAAUGAGGUUCUAAAUAUGCAACUGGUUGAUGGAGGGAAGGCAGAUGUCCGCGUUGAUGACCCAAAGCUUCUUGGGAAGCCUGAUAAGACCCUAUGCAGUGAUAAUCUGGAAGGCAUUUCAGAAGCAGAAGAGGAAAAUCCGUGUUCAAUAGGUCCUUCAAACCGCUCCAGUUCUGUCUCAUCCCUGGAUCUGGAAGGCGAAUCUGUUUCUGAGCUGGACCUUCUGAGAGUAAUGGAGUGGAAUCACUACAGCUUCUUGCACAUGAGCAAGUUACCACUCAAGAUAACCUUGAUGACAAGCUACGCAAGUUCAAAAUCCGUGAUAUGUUGGGGCUGACGGAAGACAGAGACAUCUCUGAGAAUGUCAGUGAGACAUGGAGCAUGGAUGUUCUUGGCAGUGACUUUGAUCCAAACAUUGAUGAAGAUAGAUUGCAAGAGAUUGCAGGUGCAGCUGCAGAGAACAUGCUGGGUAGCCUGCGUUGCCUACCAGGAUCUGGUUCUUUAUUCCUUGACCCCUGCACAGGAUCCACCAUCUCAGAGACUACCAGUGAGGUGUGGAGUGUGGAAGUAUUUUCCAGUCACUCGGAAGCACCCGAUCUGAAGCAGGAAGAGCGGCUUCAAAAGCUGGAGAGCUGCUCUGGGUUGGGCAGCACAUCAGAUGGCAUGGAGGUGAGAGAGGUCAGCUCCAGACCACUCCAGGUCUCAGCAUAGUGUCAGGCAUUAGUGCAAAUUCAGAAGAUAUUCCGACUAAGAUAGAGGACAUACAAUCUGAGUGCAGCUCUGAUUUUGGAGGAAAGGACACGGUGACCAGCUCAGAGGGGGAAGACUCUGAUCAUGCUCUACACAUCAUGUUGCCUCCCACUCAGACAGAGUCCUUGUUGGCUAUGUUUGACCCUCUAGCUCCAGCCUCUAGUGAAGUGGUAUGUCCUAAAGUACACUAUGCCAGACUGUCUCAUCUACCUCCAGACCCCCCAAUCUUGGAAGGUGCAACAGGUGGAAAUGAGGCCCGAUUGCCCACAUUUGGCUCCCAUGUAUUUAUUCCCACUGAUUCUGAUGCGUACAGACAGAGACACUCUUGUCCAGAGAGACUGGUGCGCAGCCGAAGCUCUGAUAUUGCCUCAUCCUUGAGAAGACCUAUGAGUGAUCCUGUUUGGGUGCGCCGAGGAGGGACUGAAGAUCAAGAAUUUCCUACUGGUUCCAUGGCACUUGCUACAUCUGCACUGAUAAAUGCAUAAUAAUCCUCUUCCUCCUCUUCUAGCAAUGAUUCCUCAAGGGGAGAGCCAGAAGAAAGGAAGGACAGUGAUGAUGAGCGAUCAGACUGCAACAGACCAUGACAAAAUCAGUUUGUGUCUGCGAUGCCAAAACCUCCCAUUCCAUUUAGGAAGAAGGAAAAAGACAAAGAGAAGGAGGAUGUGGGCAUUGACAGGUUUUCAAUCUCAGAUAAUGGGUCAAGAAUUGGCCCCCAUUCUUAGACAGCAGAGGAUAUUCUGGACAAGUACAGGCAUGCCAUCAAGAGGACAAAACGAGGACAAGCCCCUCGUCGGCAAGAAUCUUCUUUCUCAUAUAGGGAUGCAAAAGAAGCUACAAACGGCUCUAUGCUCUGUGGAUUCUGUUGCAUUCCAAAUGGUUUCUCAUUCUACCCGGAAUGGUCUGCCAGACCACAACGACCCUGAAGAUAAUGAAAUUGUAUGCUUCCUGAAAGUCCAGCUGGCAGAGGCCAUAAAUCUGCAGGACAAAAACCUCAUGGCUCAGCUACAGGACACCAUGCGUUGUGUGAGUUGCUUUGACAACCGCACCUGUAGCAAGAUCCCGGCGUCCAUUGCAGAAGACUACAGGAAAAGAGCUUCCUACAUUGCGUAUAUCUAA